Messenger RNA from Lachancea fermentati, 705 nucleotides. Lineage: Eukaryota; Fungi; Ascomycota; Saccharomycetes; Saccharomycetales; Saccharomycetaceae. The record is from the annotation of a GenBank genome assembly.
AUGAAUAAUGUUGCCGCAGACGAAACAGUACUGAAAUCACUUCAAGUAGCUGCACAAACUUAUUCAAAUUAUAUCUCUGCAUACAUUGAUGUGCUCAAUAAGUACAUUGGGCAUCAGCGUCGAGUCUCUACGCUACGGUUUGAGCGAGCAACAUUAAUUAAGUUCGUAAAAAAGCUAAGGUUCUUCAACGAGUAUUUGUACACGCUCGACUACGUGGAAAUUGAGUCGGGGGACAAGAACCUAGUGCGAAUUGUUACGUCCCUUGCAUCAUUUUUCAUCCGAUGUCUCGAAAUGCUUGAUCUUCUGAAUUAUUACUUGACGCAAUCCUUGAAGAAUGAAACUAUAUCCAAAACAUUGAACAAGGACUUGACUGUGAGUGAAGAUUGUAUUGCUUAUAUUGAGGACACUUAUCGCCAUUUCGUGAAAUUCACUCAAUGGAUGGUUGAAUCUCUGAAUUUAAAAAGCGCUGACUUAUCCGUUGAGAUUGUACAGUUUGCUCGAAAGUGUGCCAAAGAAGAUGGAUUAAAUACCGAAGAUACAGAAGAAAUUCUUCUACAAGAGAUAAACUUGGUGUCGGAUGUUGACGAGUACCAGGAACUACUUGACGAAUGGUGUCGUUUGCUAACUGAAAAAUAUAUGACAUUGAAUGCAGCAUUUGAAAACGAAGCCACUUAUUGGAGUGAAGUGUUCGAUCAUCGUAAAUAG